Messenger RNA from Bipolaris sorokiniana ND90Pr, 980 nucleotides. RefSeq lists its product as uncharacterized. Gene Ontology annotation, biological process: regulation of exocytosis; protein secretion. The record is from RefSeq and is a predicted model, not a curated record. Lineage: Eukaryota; Fungi; Ascomycota; Dothideomycetes; Pleosporales; Pleosporaceae. Gene Ontology annotation, molecular function: GTPase activity; GTP binding. Bases 1 to 675 code for a protein of 224 amino acids. The transcript is spliced from 5 exons.
AUGAAUCCUGAGUGCAUCGGAGCUGCUGUUCCCCUGCCUACUGCAGACUGGCUACUGACGCUACUCUCUCCGCACAAUAGAUACGACUACCUCUUCAAGCUCCUCCUCAUCGGUGACUCUGGUGUCGGAAAGUCCUGCUUGCUGCUCCGUUUUGCCGACGACACAUACACUGAGAGCUACAUUUCGACCAUCGGUGUCGACUUCAAAAUCCGAACGAUCGAGCUCGAUGGCAAGACUGUAAAGCUGCAGAUUUGGGAUACCGCCGGCCAAGAGCGUUUCCGAACCAUUACUUCCUCCUACUACCGUGGCGCUCACGGCAUCUGCGUCGUCUACGAUGUCACCGACAUGGACUCAUUCAACAACGUCAAGCAGUGGCUGCAGGAGAUUGACCGAUAUGCUACCGAGGGUGUUAACAAGCUAUUGGUCGGCAACAAGUCCGAUAUGGCGGACAAGAAGGUUGUUGAGUACACCGUAGCAAAGGAAUUUGCAGACAGCCUUGGCAUUCCAUUCCUCGAGACCUCCGCAAAGAGCGCCACCAACGUUGAGCAAGCUUUCCUGACCAUGGCCCGCCAGAUCAAGGAGCGCAUGGGUACCACAACCGCCAACACCAAGCCCACAGUCCCCAUCGGGCAAGGCCAGGGUGUGCAAAGCGGAUCCGGUGGCGGUUGCUGCUAGAGAAGGAAGAGAAGAGUUCAAAUGUGUCGGAGAAACGUAUAAGCGUUCAAUGAGGAGCGAGAUACGACGUGGAUGCCUGAUUUCCGGUCUCUACAUGGCGAUUGCGAGAAGCAAAGUGGUACUGCCCUAGUGCGCACUGAUACAAAGACGGCCAUGAUCUCUCCUUCGUCACCGUCUCUCCCUCUCCGUCUCAAGCUUUGUGCUAGCAUGGCGACACGGAUCGCAUAGAAUGGGGGCUCUCGUUUGGAUUUCCGGGAUAUGCUGGUUUCUGCAUUGCAAUUUGUGAUGGCCGCUAGGUCCUCUGU